AUGGCUGCUGUACUCUCCUCUUUCUUCUCACGAGAUCCAAGAUCGCAGUUUCCAUUUGAAUUACCUCAAGACCCUUGCUCUACAAUCGGUGGUUUUAGUUUUGCAGACAGUUUCAAGAAGAACGAACCUGAGGAGUUGGUAACGGUUUUCUGGUCCUCUGUAAAUGCUUCCUCACUGAAACUACAAGCUCAAAAACUGCGGACGAUUCGACAUCCUGACAUUCUUAUAUAUCAAGGCAGUAUAGAGAUUGACUCUACGUUUUACUUAGUGACGGAAAAAUGUAAGCCGCUAGCAGUCUACCUUGAAGAAAUGUCUUUAAGCGGUUCGCAGAAGGAGUUUGUCGUUUCUUGGGGGCUUUUCAGAGUGAUGAGUGCUCUUAAAUUCCUGCAUGAGGCGAGCAUCAGUCAUGAAAAUGUUCGGCGAUCAGUCUACGUUAGUGUAGGCGGUGAUUGGAAGCUCGCUGGUUUUGACCAUGUCACUAACUUUAGUUCACCUCAGUCAGACCUGAACCAAGUUGCACUACUCUUAUGGGAGAUCUUCAAUGGUUUCCAAGACCGAGUCAUAAAGCCGGAUGGUCCUGGAAAAAUACCGAAGAAGCUUCACGAUUUGUAUAGGAGAAUGGCAACGCCAGCUGCUGCUCGCACAUCAUCGGCUGAGUUGAUCCGAGAUUGUAGAUUAACGGGUGGCUUUUUCAAGAACAAGUUUGUCGACACGUUGUUAUUUCUCGAGGAAUUUCAAUUAAAGGAGUCUGGCGAAAAACAACCCUUCUUUACUCAUCUGAGAGAAAAUCUCAGCUUGUUUCCAAAUGAUAUUGCCAAAUAUAAAAUAUUACCCAAAAUAAUUGAGACGUACGAAUACGGUGAUGCUGGCCCAAACAUACUCAUACCACUUUUUAGACUUGGAAAGUUGUUGGAUGAGGCGGAAUAUCAGAAAAGAAUAGUUCCUUGCUUGAUUAAGCUCUUUGGAAGUUCCGAUCGAACAACACGUGUUAAAUUACUAGAACGUAUUGAUGAGUUUGCUCCCCAUUUGUCGUCUCAAAUUGUGAACGAAAAGAUUUUUUCAAAUCUUACCUCUGGGUUUCUCGACACUUCACCCGCAGUUCGUGAAAGUACCGUUAAAGCAAUGGUGCCUCUGGCAGAGAAAUUAAAUUUUCAUAAUCUGAAUGUGGAGUUAAUGAAGUUCCUGGCCAGACUCCAAGGUGGAGAUGAACAUGGUGGCAUUAGAACAAACACAACUAUUUGCUUAGGAAAAAUUGCUAGUUAUCUGGACCCAUCCAAACGACAAGUUGUUCUACUAAAUGCGUUCACGAGGGGAAUGAAGGAUCCCUUUACACCUGCUCGAAUGGCAGCUGUACUGGCGCUUUCUGCAACACAGCAAUUCUAUUCUUUACUUGAGGUAGCAAAUCGAGUCAUCCCCUCGUUAUCGCCUCUAACGUGUGAUCCAGAAAAACAAGUUCGUGAUCAGGCAUUUAAAGCCAUUAAAGGUUUUAUGGAGAACCUUGAGAAAGCGAGCGAAAACCCCGAAUUGAUACCAGAAAUUGAAGCACAGGUCAAAGCAGGAGGUCGGUCACUGUUGAGUAGUGAUAAGGUUCCACAAUGGGCAAGUUGGGCAUUAAAAUCUUUGUCUGGCAAAUUUUACAAAGGAAAAGCACUACAAGAAGUGAACUCGUCAAAUACUGCCGAAAUUGGCGAAGGGAUUGUGACGACUGCGUCGGCUGUUGGUCAGUUCAUAUCUUGUGCAAAUGAGUUUGGUAAGAGAAAUAAAGUUAUGAAAAAUAUUGCUAAUCUACGUUUGCUGGAACUUUCAUGGCGAUUAGAGGAAGCAGUUAUUUUUUGUAACUUUUACGCUAGAAAACCCCUGUGUCCUAUUAACGGGCUUUUCAUAUAG
Angiostrongylus costaricensis is the source of this 1887-nucleotide messenger RNA. The record is from the annotation of a GenBank genome assembly. NCBI's taxonomy places the organism in Eukaryota, Metazoa, Nematoda, Chromadorea, Rhabditida, Metastrongylidae.